Molecule: messenger RNA, 972 nt
Organism: Microthlaspi erraticum
Lineage: Eukaryota; Viridiplantae; Streptophyta; Magnoliopsida; Brassicales; Brassicaceae
Source: the annotation of a GenBank genome assembly
AUGUCUCUGUUCUCCGGUUUAGUUUCUGGAUUUGCUCUGCAAAACCUUCCAAUCACAUCGUUCGAAGAAGGUUACACGCAGCUUUUCGGUGACAAGAACUUGAUUGUUCAUAGAGACGGCAAAUCCGUCCGGUUAACGCUCGAUGAAAGGACCGGUUCUGGGUUUGUUUCAAAUGAUCUUUACUUACAUGGAUUCUUCAGUGCUUCGAUCAAAUUACCCUCUGAUUAUUCAGCUGGAGUUGUUGUUGCUUUUUAUAUGUCAAAUGGAGAUAUGUAUGAGAAGAAUCAUGAUGAGAUAGAUUUCGAGUUUCUUGGGAAUAUUAGAGGAAAAGAAUGGAGGAUUCAGACAAACAUUUACGGAAAUGGGAGCACUCAUUUGGGAAGAGAAGAGAGAUACAAUCUCUGGUUUGAUCCAACUGAAGAUUACCAUCAAUACAGUAUCCUCUGGUCUGAAUCACACAUCAUAUUCUUUGUAGACAAUGUUCCAAUAAGAGAGGUCAAGCGAACGGCGUCGAUGGGCGGUGACUUUCCGUCAAAGCCGAUGUCUCUCUACACAACAAUAUGGGACGGUUCUAAAUGGGCGACUAACGGGGGCAAGUAUGCUGUAAAUUACAAAUAUGCCCCUUACGUAGCGCAGUUCUCUGAUCUAGUACUUCACGGCUGCGCCGUAGACCCGAUCGAGCAGUUUCCGAAGUGUGACGAAGGAGCGGCUGAGGAUAUCCGCGCGGCGCAGGAGGUUACACCGUUGCAGAGGGGUAAAAUGAACGUUUUCAGGAGGAAACACAUGACUUACUCCUACUGCUAUGAUCGGAAGAGGUACAAUGUUGCUUUACCUGAGUGCAUGGUGAAUCCUGCGGAGGCUAGGUGGCUUAAGGUUUAUGAUCCGGUGACGUUUGGCGGUAUUCCGAGGCGCCACCGCAGCGGAAAACACCGGAGUCAGAGAAGCCGUGCUGAUGGAACAGAGUCGAUGUAA